AUGGUGCAGUUGGUGAACAUCAUGGAGUUGUCUCUGCUGCCCCAGCUGAAGCUGCUGAAGAACCAGCUGCAUCAGGAAGGUUUCAUGUAUGUGCCUGGGAAGCUACAUGAUGUGGAGCAUGCUCUCACUGAUGUAGGAACUGGCUACUAUGUAGAGAAGUCAGCAGAUGACACUAAAGACUUCUUCAAGGGGAAGACUGUCUCCCUCACUAAGCAGAUGGAAAAAAAUCAGCCCACUGUGCAGGAGAAGCAUGCCAUGAAGCAGGCUAUCAUGGGGAUGAUGAGCCAGAAGUUUCAGCAGCUCACAGUGCUGGGGGUGUCCCAGACAGCCACAGCCAAAGCCUGA
Vombatus ursinus (common wombat) is the source of this 345-nucleotide messenger RNA. Its product is annotated as prefoldin subunit 5-like. Bases 1 to 345 code for a protein of 114 amino acids. Gene Ontology annotation, cellular component: prefoldin complex; cytoplasm. The transcript has 2 exons. Lineage: Eukaryota; Metazoa; Chordata; Mammalia; Diprotodontia; Vombatidae. The record is from RefSeq and is a predicted model, not a curated record. Gene Ontology annotation, biological process: protein folding; regulation of DNA-templated transcription.